CCUCCUUCCCUUUCACUCUCAAUUUUUACGCUUCACUUUAGCAGCUAUUUACCCCUUCCAACUGUUUAACGUGUUCGCCAAUCCACCACUUUUGUUCCACUCCCCUCGCAGCGUCUUAACUACACUGGGUGAUGUUCGGCUGUGUAGUCAGUCGUACCUGGAUGUGCUUGGAAACAUUGCAGGUCAGCUGAAGAUUGGGAGUCCCGUGUAGUGGACGCGAAGGCGCCAAUCCGAAUUCCGUUCUAGUUUGAAACCCUCCCAAAUUGCGAAGACAUGAAUUCAGCGUUGGUAUCUUGUGGUAUAGAGCUACCGAAAGCCUUUUUAGGAGCAAAGGUUGUAUCAAAUGGUGGAUCUCAUCCAAAUAACACUUGUUCCGAUACAACCAAGCUUUUUAACUCAACUAGAAAUUAUCCCAGAAUCUCCUGUUCCGAUGACCGUGGCAGCCGUUUGCGUUUAGCAGCCAUAGCUGCUGAUAAAGAGACAAAGGUAGGACAAUUGGAUCAGGAGUUGCGUAGUGAAUCUGGACAUGACGCUGUGAAUGGAUCAGUUAACGGAGCAGUCAACGGAGCGACCAACGGAGCAACCAAUGGAGCAAUUAAGAGACGUGAGACCAUAAUUGAGGAGCCUGAAAGCAUUUCACCAUAUGAUUCCUCGGUGCCUCUUCGACCAAGAAGUAUUCUUAACUACAUGAAUGAGGUUAAAUACUUCCUCACUGACGAUGGCGGUCCGCCUCGGUGGUUCUCCCCUAUUGUUCCUCCCCCGCCAGCUGAUGCACCGACCCUUUUCUUCCUACCGGGCAUGGAUGGCACGGGCCUAGGUCUCAUCAUGCACUAUGAAUCACUCGGCAGGUUGUUUAAUAUGCAAUGCCUUCACAUUCCAGUCCGAGAUCGAACACCUUUUGCAGGUCUUCUAAAGAUUGCUGAGGAAGCCGUGUUGGCUGAACACAAGCAUCGGCCGAAGUCACCCAUAUACCUUCUAGGUGACUCCCUUGGUGGUACUUUAGCGUUAGCUCUCGCAGCACGGAAUCCGAAGCUAGAUUUGGUCUUGAUUGUUGCCAAUCCAGCUACAUCGUUUGACAGGUCCCAGUUGCAACCCCACUUCCCUCUGUUGCAAGUAACGCCGUCGGAGUUGUAUGGUGUUGUUCCCUACCUCUUGAGUUUCAUCAUGGGUGACCCGAUUAAAAUGGCGGAAGCCCAAGUGAAGCAAGACGCUUCUCCUGUAGAUAGAGCACUGCAGAUGCGUGAAUCACUCCUGUCGUUAUUACCCACACUGCCGACUCUGGCAGAUGUGGUCCCAAAAGACUCACUUGUAUGGAAGUUGGAGCUGCUCCAUUCGGCGGCGCUGUACGCUAAUUCUCGGCUUCACGCUGUACGAGCCCAAGUCUUGGUACUAGCUAGUGGGAAUGAUCAAAUGCUGCCGAGCGCGGACGAAGCUGAAAGACUGAGGAAGAUAUUGCCGAAUUGCCGAACCAGAUAUUUCAAAGAGAGUGGCCACACACUUUUGCUGGAAGGUGGACUUAAUCUAGCAUCAGUGAUAAAGGGCGCUGGCAUAUACCGUCGCGGCCGAAAUAUAGACUACGUUACAGAUUUCGUUAUUCCAACUCAAGCUGAAUUUGAUGACGCUUACAAUAAAUAUGCCAAGUUAAUCUGGCAGGCGACUAGUCCUGUGUUUUUCUCCACCAAAGAUACUGGUAAAGUGGAACAGAAUCUCUCAAACGUACCCAAUGAUCGACCAGUACUUUUUGUAGGAAACCACAUGUACAUGGGAUUAGACUUGAGUUUAAUCAUCUAUCAGAUGUUCAAGGAAAGGGGCAUCAUGAUUCGUGGACUAGCUCAUCCUAUGUUGUUCGAAACCAAAAUGGAAGAAGACUUGCAGGAAGGCACCAUGCCCGACUUAUUUCGCGAAUUCGGAGCAGUACCCGUGUCCGGAAAUUCGAUGUUUAAGCUAUUGAAGAAAGGCUACUCUACACUGCUGUAUCCCGGAGGUGCGCGCGAGGCCCUGCACCGUAAGGGCGAGACUCACAAGAUUUUUUGGCCUAAGAGAUCAGAGUUUGUCAGAAUGGCGGCAAGGUUUGGGGUUACUAUCGUUCCUGUAUCGACUGUCGGGGAGGAUGACUUGCUCGAUAUUAUUCUGGAUCUGGACGAUUUGAGGAGAAUCCCAACUUUUGAAGAAAGAUUUGUAUAUCCCAUAACAAAUAUCAGGGGAGAUCUCAAUGAGGACGUAGGAGACCAGUCGCUUCACUUACCGUUCGCGGCCCCCAAGCUCACGCCAGGAAGACUGUAUAUUAAGUUUGGCAAACCCAUUGUCACGGCAGGGAGGGAGAAGGAGCUGCAACCAGACCGAGCCCAGGCCCAAGCUAUAUAUAAACAAGUCGAGAGCGCUGUAGAGGAAGGAUUAGAGUACCUGCAGUGGAAGCGACAAGAGGACCCGUACCGAGAAUUCGUCCCACGGUUUCUGUAUGAACAACGUGCCGGAGGAAACAAGCAAGCUCCGACAUUCAAGCCAUGAAGAAUCCAAGCUUCCUCCUUUUUAAUUUUGUUCUACUAAUUUUUGUUUUAGUUGAAACCAUUCUAUGGAAUUCCAUCUGAUUCAAUCACAGGUAUAUGUUAAGUAUACAGAUACGAGUGUUUUCAUUGCAGGAUGCAUAUAUCUGCAAAAGUCGGCAAGAUAUUGCACGUGGGUAGCUUCACCUUUGAUGAAAAUUAUCCAUUUAUUGAUCAUAGGAAUUAGACAAUUGUACACCAGUCGUUACUUUUUGUUUAUUGCAAUAGGACAGAAGGAAAAACAAUAAAAAUUAGGAAGGAAGACUCAGUGCCAGUUCCGUUCUAUUGUGAUUUAGGAGCAUGGUUGAAUUACGUGUAAUAUAUCUGAUUCAUUGCAUUUUGCAGUACUUGAAAUAAUUAACUGUAACAUGAAAGUUA
Messenger RNA from Physcomitrium patens, 2921 nucleotides. RefSeq names its product phytyl ester synthase 1, chloroplastic. Gene Ontology annotation, cellular component: membrane. The record is from RefSeq and is a predicted model, not a curated record. Lineage: Eukaryota; Viridiplantae; Streptophyta; Bryopsida; Funariales; Funariaceae.